UCCUUUUACCCUUUCUUCCAGACAAAUGUUGUUAGAGGAAGUAAGUCCACCUCCGCAGCCAUCCCUUUGCCCAACAGCUGAACCCCGCCGUUCCCUCUUGCAGUGGCACACCAGAGCCAGGGCAGCCCACAAGGAGAAGGGAGGGGGAACAGGCUGGCAGCUGAAGGGCAGCACGGGCUGCAGCCACCAGUUAGCACAGUCUGAAUCUCCUGGACACCGCUGUUUGGUUACUUUGGAACUGCUACUGCUACGUGACAUUAACUCAAGGCCAGAUCUGCAACUGUCUGCAUCAAUCCGGCGAAGCUCUCUGCAGAAAGGUGACAGAGCAGAGAGGGAACAAGCUCUCUCCAGAAAUGUCACCUCUCCUGUCAUCCUGGUAGUUACCCAUUUUCCACUUGGAAGCUUUCGGACAUUACCAGAAAUGUUCCUAGCAUCCUGGAUCUUGGGAGUGACAGUAAUACUUUGUUGUGUGUCUUGGUUUCUUCUAGGGAGGAGGAGAAGGCGGCAAGGUGAGCCACCUCUUGAAAACGGGUUCCUUCCAUACCUGGGCUGUGCCUUGAAGUUUGGUGCCAACCCCCUUGAAUUCCUCAAAGAAAAGCAGAAGAAGCAUGGCCACAUCUUCACUUGCCAUGUAGCAGGGAAAUACAUUCAUUUCCUCACUGACCCUUUUUCAUACCAUGCAUUGAUGCGCCAGGGAAAACACUUGGACUGGAAAAAAUUCCAUUUUGCUACUUCUGCCAAGGCUUUUGGGCAUGGUAGCAUUGACCCAGAGGAGGGAAACACCACUGAAAAUUUUCAUCAGACUUUCAUUAGAACCCUUCAAGGCAAUGCCCUAGAUGCCCUCAUUGAAGCAAUGAUGGAAAACCUACAGUAUGUCAUGCUGCAGUCAAGAGCACCUAAGCUUCAGUCUAAUACCUGGGUGACAGAAGGACUUUAUACCUUCUGUUGCCAAGUGAUGUUUGAGUCUGGCUUUUUAACACUUUUUGGUAAAGAAUUUAAUUCAAAUAAUGAUAAAAACCUAUCAUCAAAGCAAGAAACUGAGAGAGCUCAUAUCCUAAAUGCCCUUGAAAACUUCAAGGAAUUCGAUAAGAUUUUCCCAGCCCUCGUGGCAGGGCUGCCCAUCCACCUCUUCAAGAGUGCCCACAGCGCACGUGAGAGGCUGGGAGAGGCACUCCUGCACAAGAACCUCCUGAAAAGGGACAACCUCUCUGAGCUUGUCACCCUCCGCAUGUUCCUGAACGACACCCUGUCAACCUUCGAUGACAUGGAGAAAGCCAAGACCCACGUGGCAGUGCUCUGGGCCUCUCAAGCAAACACCAUUCCAGCCACCUUUUGGACCUUGUUCUAUCUUCUUAAGAGUCCAGAAGCAAUGACAGCUGCUACCAAAGAAGUGCAAAGUGUUUUGGAAAGUGCUGAAGAGAGUAUCAGCUUAGAUGGCAAAAAUAUUUCCUUGAACCGAAAACAGCUGGAUAAUAUGCCAAUACUAGACAGCAUCAUCAAGGAGGCGAUGAGGCUCUCCAGUGCAUCCAUGACUUUCCGAGUGGCCAAGGAGGAUUUCACUUUGCACUUGGAGAACGACUUUUACAACAUUCGCAAAGAUGACAUUGUAGCUCUUUAUCCUCAGCUGCUGCAUUUCGAUCCAGAAAUCUAUGCUGAUCCCUUGACAUUCAAAUACGAUCGCUUCCUGAACGAGAAGGGAGAGGAGAAGACCGACUUCUACCGGAACGGUCGGAAGCUGAAGCAUUACUACAUGCCUUUUGGGACAGGCAUUGCCAAGUGCCCGGGCAGGUUGUUUGCUGUCCAUGAGAUUAAACAAUUUUUGGCUCUGAUUUUUUCAUAUUUUGAGAUAGAGCUUGUGGACGGUAAUGUGAAGUGUCCCUCUCUAGAUCAAUCCCGUGCAGGACUGGGUAUUUUGCAGCCAUCCAAUGACAUUGAUUUCAGGUACAGGCUGAAAUGCUUAUGAAUAUAUGUUUUGUAUUAUGCAUAUACACUAUGUACUAGUAGUACAUAAAUACACUGUAUAUACUAACAGUACUAAAUACACUGUAUAACUUAUGCUUUAUAUACAUUUUAUGUAUAUAUGCAAAUGAAAUGCUUCAAGUCUUGGCGGAAAAUCUAUGUGAAGAUGCUAAUUCACCAUUUUAAUGAAAAAUGUGCACUAGUGGGGUACCAGUGUGCAGUGGGUUUAAUUCUCUCUUUUGAUGCAAAUCUCUCCCUUUUUACCAACCAUUUUGAAAGGCAAGUUAAGAUUUUCCAUUGUGUGUGUACAGCAGCUGGGGUUUUUUUCUGUCAACAAAUACUUUCCCACAGGUAGAAUUUCAUGAGCUAAUUCGUAAUAAUUUCAAAAUUUUGCUACAGCUAAAAUAUAUUCUUUUCUAUAAUUGAAAUGUUGGGGCUAUAAUUCUAUAAUUGAAAUGGGGGCUGGGCCUCCUCACAGGUAAAAUAAAGUUUUUGUUGUGUAAAGGCAGAUUCACAGUGGGGAGGGGAGAGUUUCCUGGGGAAUUACAUUUAUGGUUUUAUGAAAAACUGGAAGAAGACUUGGAAAAAACCUACAGAAAUAUUCACGUUCAAGUGAAACUGCAAAACUUGUAUCAUAUUCUUUGUAAGAUACUUAUUUUUAGAAAGUGCUAACUGUGUUAAAAUAAAUUAUAUUGGCUGAACCAAA
Haemorhous mexicanus (house finch) is the source of this 2665-nucleotide messenger RNA. Its product is annotated as cytochrome P450 7A1. Gene Ontology annotation, biological process: cellular response to glucose stimulus; bile acid biosynthetic process; cholesterol catabolic process. The coding region runs from base 26 to 1963 and encodes 645 amino acids. Lineage: Eukaryota; Metazoa; Chordata; Aves; Passeriformes; Fringillidae. The record is from RefSeq and is a predicted model, not a curated record. Gene Ontology annotation, molecular function: heme binding; iron ion binding; cholesterol 7-alpha-monooxygenase activity. The transcript is spliced from 8 exons.